ACCGCAGCCCUCACCGCCUUUAAAAUUCUGCCGGAAAUAUUUCCCCCCACCGCCAUCCAUGACCAAGCAUUCUUUUCCACCCUCCGCAACCCGCCACCAUCGCCAGCCUAAAACCGUCUUCCACCCCAACGCCCUUCCCUCGCAAUCCCGCAAAUCCAACUAUGCCUCGCGAAGAGUACCAGGUCCCUACCGGCGCGUCCGGAGCCCAGCGCGGUGGCACGCGCGACGCCCACGAGUCCCGCGCCGUCAUGAGCUACCUGUGCGGCGACUGCGGCGGCAGCGUCACCCUUGGCAAGGACGCCCUUGUCGCGUGCCCGCACUGCGCCGGCCGUGUGCUGUACAAGGAGCGCACGAAGCGCAUGGUCCAGUUCGAGGCGCGAUAGGCGAUAGGCAACCGACGAGGGAAUCAUCAACGGAGUAAUCGAGGUCUGGGGCGAGGUCCAGAUGGGAUUUUGGUUUGGAGGCUUUAGGGAGUUUCGGGGUCUGGGAUACAGCAUGAAAACACGGCGAAAGACAAAGAAACGACAUCAACGACAAGCACAAGAGAUAUCCACGCCGUCCGA
This is a messenger RNA of Ilyonectria robusta, 563 nucleotides long. RefSeq lists its product as uncharacterized. Lineage: Eukaryota; Fungi; Ascomycota; Sordariomycetes; Hypocreales; Nectriaceae. Gene Ontology annotation, biological process: DNA-templated transcription. The coding region runs from base 162 to 383 and encodes 73 amino acids. The transcript has 2 exons. Gene Ontology annotation, molecular function: DNA binding; DNA-directed RNA polymerase activity; zinc ion binding. The record is from RefSeq and is a predicted model, not a curated record. Gene Ontology annotation, cellular component: RNA polymerase III complex; RNA polymerase II, core complex; RNA polymerase I complex.